Messenger RNA from Toxotes jaculatrix (banded archerfish), 4080 nucleotides. RefSeq names its product WD repeat domain 59 (gene wdr59). Gene Ontology annotation, molecular function: protein binding. The record is from RefSeq and is a predicted model, not a curated record. Lineage: Eukaryota; Metazoa; Chordata; Actinopteri; Toxotidae. Bases 10 to 2988 code for a protein of 992 amino acids. The transcript is spliced from 27 exons.
CGGAGGAAGAUGGCGGCUCGUUGGAGCAGUGAGAAUGUGGUGGUGGAGUUUCGGGAUGCCCAGGCCACCGCCAUGUCCGUGGACUGCCUGGGCUCUCACGCUGUCCUGUCCGGGCGGCGUUUCCUGUACAUGGUGAACCUGGAGGCUCCGUCCGAACCUCCUCGGAAAAUUGGCAGACAGAGUAAGUGGGACGUGGGGACGGUCCAGUGGAACCCGCACAAAUCAGAGUCCCAUGUCUUCGCCGCCUCGAGUAACCAGCGUGUGGAUCUGUACUCGUGGAGGGAGGGCUGUGGAGAAGUUCACACCUCCCUGCAGGGACACACCCGGGUCAUCAGCGAUCUGGACUGGUCCUGGUUUGAGCCGGAGUUCCUGGUCACCAGCUCAGUGGACACCUACAUCUACAUCUGGGACACCAGAGACACUCGGAAACCCACGGUGGCUCUGUCUGCUGUCGCUGGGGCGUCUCAGGUGAAGUGGAACAGGAAGAACCAGUACCUGCUGGCGUCCAGUCACGAUGGAGACGUACGGAUCUGGGAUAAAAGAAAGCCGAACACGGCGGCGGAGUACGUGGCAGCUCACCUGUCGAAGAUCCACGGCCUCGACUGGCACCCAGACAACGAGUUCAUCCUCGCCACGUCGAGCCAGGACAACUCAGUGAGGUUUUGGGAUUACCGACAGCCCAGGAAGUACCUGAACAUCCUGUCCUGUCAGGUGCCGGUGUGGAAGGCCAGGUACACGCCAUUCUCUAACGGUCUGGUCACAGUGAUGGUUCCUCAGCUGAGGAGAGAGAACAGUCUGUUACUGUGGAGCACGCUCGACCUGAACAGCCCCGUUCACGCCUUCGUGGGACAUGACGACGUGGUGCUCGAGUUCCGGUGGAGGCCACAGAAAGAAGGCUCUAAGGAUUACCAGCUGGUCACGUGGUCCAGAGAUCAGACUCUGAGGAUAUGGAGGGUGGAUCCUCAGCUGCAGCAGCUGUGCGUCAGUGACGUGGUGGAAGACCUGAUGGAGGGGAUGUCUCUGACCGUGGAGUCAGAGAAGUCUUUGUCCUCCCAGGAGCCUGAGAGUCACCACAGCGUCGGUCCUGCUGCUGAGAACCUGCAGGAUCAGGAAAACUCUCUGAGCUCCAGAGGCCGUCAGGACUCGGCGGUGUGUUCAGGUCUCCCUCAGACCCUGCAGCAGGAGUUCUCUCUGGUCAACCUGCAGAUCAGAAACGUCAACGUGGAGAUGGACGCAGUGAACCGUAGCUGUGUGGUGUCGGCUCACUUCGGUAGCCAUCAGGUUCAUCUGGUGGUCAAGUUUCCCGCCCAGUAUCCCAACAACGCAGCACCCACCUUCCAGUUUGUCUCCCCGACCACCAUCCCCUCUGCCAUGAAGACCAAGAUCCAGAAGAUCCUGACGGACACGUCUCUUCAGAAGGUGAAGAGGAACCAGAACUGUCUGGAGCCGUGUGUUCGACAGCUGGUGUCCUGUCUGGAGUCUGAUAUGACUCAGGAGGACGGUCCAGCCUCCGGUCCCUUCGUCCUCUCUAACCCCGUCACUCCGGCCCUGCAGGCGUUUCCUCGAGUCACCAACACGUACGGAUCCUAUCAGGACGCCAACAUCCCCUUCCCUCGGACCUCCGGCGCUCGCUUCUGUGGCACCGGCUGCCUGGUUUACUUUACCCGACCAAUCACCAUGCACCGUUCUGCCCCGCCCACCGAGCCCACUCCCAGGUCUCUGUCAGCUCUGUCGGCCUAUCACAGUGGUGUGCUGACGCCUAUGAAGAUGCGUUCAGAGUCCCAGAGCACCCUGCGGCUGUACAGCGGCAGCCCGACCCGCUCCGACAAAGACACUGUGUCCAUCUCCUCCUUUUACUAUAAAGAACGGAAGCUCCCAAUCUCUGCCUCCCGCCGCUGGUCUGUCCAAACCCUCCAUGACUGGCCGAAAUCCCGCCGGUUUAAGACGAAGCGAGAGGGGACAGACUACGGCAACCGUCCCAUCAAACUGGCCGGGAAAGUCAUCAUCCAGGAGAUCUCCUGUCUGCUCCCCGUCCACAAAGCUCUGGGAGAGAGCUACAUUCUGAACGUCAACGACAUCCAGGAAACGUGUCAGAAGAACGCGGCGGCAGCGCUCGCAGUCGGACGCAGAGACGUGGCAAAGGUGUGGGCUUUGGCAUCUGCAGCGACCAGUCAGGACCUGAGUCCAGAUUCAGACCCGGACACAGAGACUCCCUGGGCCAGACACCCGUUUGGACGCCACCUGCUGGAGACUCUUUUGGAUCACUACAGUCAGAUGAGUGACGUCCAGACUCUGGCCAUGCUGUGCAGCGUGUUCAGAGCUCAGGCUCCGCCCCCGGACUCUUACUCCCUGUACGGACACCACCCAUCGCGCUCCUCCAUGUUCCCCCCACACCACUCACGCUAUCCCAGCUACACCUCCAGCUCCGUCACCUCAGGCUCCUGCUCCAGCACCUCGGACUCCAUCACUACAACCACCUGGAACACAGGCCGAGACGCUGAGCACGCCAACCCCUGGGGUGAAUCCUCUCCUGACGACUAUCGCUACGGAAACCAGGGUUACACAGAUCCCCGGGAACGAGAGCGUGAGCAGCACGACAUGAACAAGAGACUGCUGGACCCCGCCAACAUGCUGCAGUUUGAUGACUUUAAGAAGUGUUACGGUGAAAUCCUGUACCGCUGGGGUCUGAGAGAGAAAAGAUCCGACGUGCUCAAGUUCGCCUCCUGUCCUCCUGAACCUCACAAAGGCAUCGAGUUUGGUGUGUACUGCUGUCACUGUCGCAGUCAGGCUCGUGGGACUCAGUGCGCCGUCUGCAAACGUCUGACCUUCCAGUGUGCCAUCUGUCACGUGGCCGUACGAGGCUCCUCCAACUUCUGCCUGAGCUGCGGCCACGGAGGACACACCAGUCACAUGAUGGACUGGUUCCGCCGGCAGGACGAGUGUCCGGCCGGCUGCGGCUGCCACUGUCUGCUGCAGAGCACCUUCUGAUACAACACACACACAAAGCAGCGCAGCUCCUGACAGAGGACGAGGCUGAGCCAACACAUCUGAGCGACGUGUGCUCUGAUGUCUCUGUCUCUGAUGCACAGGACGCCCCGAUCCUGUAUCCAGGACUUCUCCAGGACCUAGAGAGAGUGACGGCUGUCUGUCCAACACUGUCCCAGAGUCAGAUAUCUCAUCAGCUGCUGGAGAGAAGUGAAGUUUACUGUGGACGUUCAUGGUCCCCAGAGGACGCUGCACUCUGUGUCUUCACACCAAACCUGAAUCUCACAGACAAAACGAAGCACUGUGCACACAGAUGAACAGACCAUAGCAACCUACAGCUAACACGCGUUAAACAUCAAACAACAACAGUGUAAACUUUGAUCUCAGUCUAAAAUCAAAAGCAGAGCAUCUGAUUCAGACUGUGCAGGUUAAACAUGCAGCUCAGUUUCACAUCAGUCUCAUUCAGCACAGGCUGGUUUGGAUCUUGGACGGAGACAUGUGGACAGACUGUCUGUUGUCCAGUGAUGUGUCAUCUCCAACAUCCCAACAUGUUGGUCUGUUCGUUUGUGCACAGAAAUUAUUAUGUGACACUUCUUUAACUGCGAAGCCUCAAAAUGGCAAGAAUUAAAUCUGAAGGUGGGAGUUGGACAAACAGCAGCAGCAUCAGAUAAAACGUGGAAUUUCUUUAACCUUAAUAAAGUGACAGGUAUGUAAUGCAGUUUGAUCUGAUGUGGAAAAUACUGCAGCCUGAAAACUGGAAGUGGUUUGGAGCCGUGAACCAUUUCAUCUGUGGUUUUCUCCAUGAAAGCCGGCAGGCUGGAAACUGUCCGUCAGUCCUGUCGUCCAGGUGCAGCACUGCACUAACCUGUCACCUGUCAGUCACCUGAAAGAGUGGACCUGAGUGAGGGGCAGGUAACCAACGCGCUGGAACACCUCCCACCUGACGGCUCUUCUGGAGCCGUCACUCACAUUCACUGUGGCCUUACACGACUCUGCUGGAUCCAGACUGAACACGUUAAUGUGACUGAACCUGAGUGUGAACAGCUCCCGUUUGUACCGUGUGUAAAACUAACAAGAAUAAAAUGUUUGAACUCA